AUGGCCCCAAAGAUUCCUGGCUUCUAUUAUGAUGAGGAUAAGAAGAAAUAUUUCCAGGUCCAGGCUGACCAUGUUGCCCCUCCCGGUGCACAAUAUUCUGCCAGGGUGCUGAAGCGCAAGGCCAGCGACCAGAUCAGACGUAAGCGAAAGGAAGAACUCGCUCAGCGCACGGCCAAUGAGAUGGUCACCAGAGGUGCCGCUUUGGCACAGCCCCUGGUCACUGUUCAUCGAGAGAUUGGGCUCGAGAUGCCCGGUGGUGCAAUGCGUGAGAAGUAUUCCCGUCUCCAAGCAAGCCAACUGCACCGAGAGGAACUACACAAGUUCGAGCCUUACCCAAGGGCGAACACGAUUCGACAGGUCGUGCGCAACCCACGCUCUGGAACUUUGAUUGCCAGUAAAUUACCCUCCAAAUUCUUGGCUUUCACGUUACUGAUACAGUUUCCAAGGCAUGGCUCGCGGACAAGAAUCCUCCGUCUCGUGAACAUUGAAGACGAGCAAUGGUCUUACAACCACACGAUGGAGCGUCUUCUCUUCAGGGAGCCUUACCGGCUUGCCUCGAUGUCUCUCAGCCAAACUGACUGUCUACUGGCAACAAUGGACGACGGCCCAGAUGGCGCGUGCUUUUUCUCCAUGCACUGGCUUCCUGCUCCAGAUAACGAUGGCGGCUAUAACUGGCCGACAAUUGCUCAACCAACUCGCAUCACCCCAGCGCACCCAAUGACCUUCUGGGAUACUGCAGCAUGCCCUUCAACCACAGAUCCCGUCUUCGCCAUUGCCGCUUCAGAGGGCCUCCAUACCAUCCACGGUGGCGAGAACAGCUGGCUAAUGAAGAAGCACGAGAUCGAAACUGGUCCGAGAUUUCCCGGGAUGAAGAAGCGCUGGUGGCCCGAUAAAAACGGUGUUGUUUCUGUCGAAUGGCUCAACCAGGAUGUUAUUAUGUCCGGUCGGAAGAACGGGGCCAUUCUCUUCAACGACCUGCGAACUGGCACAAGCACGAAUCAUUUCCAGCACUCCGACUCGGCCAUGCAACUUCGAAAGGUGGACGACUGGCGAAUCGUCGCCGCUGGCCCUCGUUAUCUGCACAUGUUUGACUUGCGUUAUGCUCCAAAUGGUGCUAAGGAUAUUGAGCGCCACAAGAAGCCGCUGAUCGCCAACUCAGAUGCGACUCGGCCCUACCUGCAUUUCCAGAACUAUUUGCCACUGCCAAUGCCAACUAUAGACAUCAGUCCAGAUCUGGGACUCCUUGCAAAUCCCUCGCCUGACAACACCGUCCAAGUCUUCUCUCUCCACACCGGGCGUCAGGUUCCCUCCCCUCUUAGCCAGCACAGGUACAAGUCCACUCCGAGUUGUGUAAGCUUCGAGGCUGGCAACGAUUCCCCGGCGUGGAAGGGACCUGAGACGCUGAGUAUGCUGGUUGGCAUUGACGGCGUUGUAGAUCAGUGGAGCUGGUGA
Molecule: messenger RNA, 1452 nt
Organism: Penicillium antarcticum
Lineage: Eukaryota; Fungi; Ascomycota; Eurotiomycetes; Eurotiales; Aspergillaceae
Exons: 9
Coding region: 1-1452 (483 amino acids)
Cellular component (GO): Cul4-RING E3 ubiquitin ligase complex
Molecular function (GO): protein binding
Source: RefSeq, a predicted model, not a curated record